AUGCGCCUCUCCGCCAUUAUCUCUCUUUCUCUGCUCUCGGUAGCAUCGGCUAUCCACCUCCCCCCUCCUCAGUACAUCUUCUCCAACUUCCCCGAGGACAAACCUCCCCAUCAUAGCAAUGAACCGCACCACCCCAAUACUCCAGACGCUCCUACAACGAACAUCAACAUCCCCACAGUCCACGAAUCCGCCAUCCUAGCCCGCCGCAUCCUCCGCCUCGAACGCCUCGGCACGCUCUCGACCAUCUUCCCCGCCCACAAGGACGCCCCGCACCAACCUCCCCCCAGCGUCUCCGGCGUGCCCAUCGGCAUGAUGGACUACUUUGGCGACUGCGAGCCCAGCACGGGCAACCCGACCAUCCUAGCCAUCAACAUCGCUACGUCUUUCCGUAAUGUUGCCGCGGGGUCUAACAUCACGUUGUCGCUGCGCUGGCACCCACCGCAUACGAAGCACUACAGCGCCGCCGCUAUGCCGCGGUUCUCGCUUCUGGGCGAGCUGCAGGAUCUCGGUGCUGAGGAUGUCGUCAAGCACAAUGUGCCUGGGUGCUUUGUCAAGUAUCAUCCCGAUGCGGCGACUUGGUUACCCGGGAACCCGAUCCAUGCUAGCCGUUGGGUGAGGCUGGUCGUGAGGGAGAUAUACUGGGUCGGAGGCUUUGGGAAUGUCGCGUAUAUCGGUUGGAUCCCUGUGGAGGAGUGGCAGAGUGUGACGGAAAAGGAGAUUGAGGAGGCGAGGCUGCCUGGGGAGAAGCGGCAUAGGUGGUCGUUGUGUGAGUUGAAGAAGUGGAUUGGGUUGGGUGAGGAGUAG
This is a messenger RNA of Westerdykella ornata, 804 nucleotides long. RefSeq lists its product as uncharacterized. NCBI's taxonomy places the organism in Eukaryota, Fungi, Ascomycota, Dothideomycetes, Pleosporales, Sporormiaceae. The record is from RefSeq and is a predicted model, not a curated record. The coding region runs from base 1 to 804 and encodes 267 amino acids. The transcript has a single exon.